AUGGACCCUGCUGAGGAUGUGGAGAAGUGGGAGGACCAGUGGGAGAAAUGGUUGACCAAUGAAUUCAGUUUGUAUGAGUUUGAAGAUGAAGACCUGUCUGAACUUACUGAGAUAACAGAUCAAUACCACAAUCAGCCUCUGAAGGACCAGACUGGGAAUUACCAGUCCUACCAAGGAAGGAUCCUUGACUUUGAGAAACGGCUAAAGACCGAAGAUGAUGGUGAUGAUGAUAAUGAUGUGACACUGUGGCCAGCCAAUGAGCAUGCAAGGAAGGAGGGGAAGGGGUGUGUUCAGAGGCUGAGCUUGGAUCUGAUCGAUGCUGAGGAGACCGAGGAGGAAGACGGGGAAGAGAGGGAGGUAGAGGAGGGUGGGGGAGGCCUUGUCCGAGCUGAGAAGCGGCAACACUGGCAUAAUAAAAGAGGUGAAGAGGAGGAGGCACAGAGGAAGCUGUUGCCUGUCAAAGGGGAAUCAACCUGUGCUGUCAUGGACAAAUAUCGACCAAAGAGACCAACCACCCUGGCUCUGUUCCCACAGCUGCCACAAGCCGGCACCCAGGACUCCAUCAACAAUAACUCUUUUGGCAAGAAGGACAGCUGGAAGGACUCCCGCUCCUCCUCCCCACAUAUUACAGGGGAUAUAGCACCAGCAGAUAUCCAACCAAAAGCAGAGGACAAAGUUCGGCACAACACCCGCCGCCCGGCACCAAAACCACCCACAGCCAAUGGAGCAAACAGCAGAGCCAACACUCAGGCUGCUGCCACCACCGCAGAUACACGCACUCGACUGCGGGAAAAACAAGUGUCAGGGGCCACGCACACGCAGUCCUCCAGCACACCAAGGAGUCAAAGGAAAGUAGGAGGAAGAGGAGCGCCGGCAAUGAGAGAGAGGAGCCUGGGGGACAUCAGAGGAAAGGAUGGAGUGACUGCAGGGAAGGAAGAGAGAAGAGGAGGAAGACUGUGUGAGGAGUCCAAGGGGAAGGAGAAGGAGAAAAAUACACAUCAAAGGCCAAGAGAAACAAAUGGACUAAAAAGCCGGGGGGCUGAUGGGAAAGGGAAAGUAGGUGCCAAAGGGGUUAACAGAGGAGGGGCAUUCAAGCCAAAUAACAUACUGUCUAACCAGGAAGUUUAUCUGCCAGCCAUGGUGGUCCCACGCACGCCUGUAGCACCAAGAAACCAGGACAAGACCCAAGACCAAGGCCAAAACCAUGACAGGACCCAAGACAACCCCCCUAUCCUCUCCCGGUCCAGCAGCGAGGGGGGGUCAAACAGAAUGUCACUGAGCUCAGACACAGAGGCCCCCCCACCAGGGCCCCUGCAUCCCUCUCUUUCUCACCGAACCAACCCUGACAUCAGAGAAGAAGAGGGGGAGGGAACUCCAACUCCCUCUGUGAACGUCCAGAACGGUCCAACCCACUGCCUUGCAGGUAAUGAAAAAACAGAGAUGGACUCUACUAAGUCAAAGGUCCAUGCAGGGGGAGAAAAAGGUGACAAUAACAUUGAGGUGGAUAGCACCAAAUCUGUCACUCAGGGAGAUCGUGCGGCUGCUCAGACAGUACCAAAGAGUGAAGCUACAGCAGGGUUAAAUUAUGACUCUGUUAAGUACACUCUGGUGGUCGAUGAACACGCUCAAUUGGAGUUGGUCAGCCUCAAGGACUGCUUGCACGGUUACAACGAGCACAAUGAUGACAGCGAUGCAGAGACGGUCUAUCAGUCAGCCAAUGAGGAGGAAGACCCAGAGUAUGAGGAGGAGAGAAAGGGGAGAGAGGAAACAAAGAAGCAAGAGGAAGAGGAGUCUAACGGAGGAAGGGCCAGAACUUCUAGAAGUAAGAAGUUCCUCAACCUGUUUUCCGACAACAGCAGUGCUGGGUCAUUUGGUGUGUUCUCCUGUGUUUUGGAUGGAGUGGAGAGACAACAGAGCCACAGAGCUGCCUACAGGUUUGUCCCUCGUCAUGCAGAUGAGCUUUACCUAGAGGCAGAUGACCCAGUGUUAAUGCUGAACCAGUCGGAGGACCUGUGGUGUCAGGGUUACAACAUGAGGACUGGAGCGACCGGCAUCUUCCCUGCCUUCUAUGCUGUCGGAGUGGCCAAAGAAUAUAACCACUUUCUUCUCGUAGUCCAGAAAGAUGGCUGGAUAGAGCAGUUCCAGGGGCGGUUCCUGGGUUCAGUACAGGUCCCGAUCCACAAGGGCAACGACAUGCUUUGUGCUGCGAUGCAGAAGGUGGCGUGUAACAGGCGGUUAGCAGGUCAGCCUCCUUCAACCUGUGUGCUGGAAGUCAGUGUGAAAGGUGUGAAGAUCAGUGUCCAAGACCAGUGUCACUCUGCUCAUAGGGGGGACCAGUGUUUCCAUUUCUUCCAGUUGAAGAACAUCUCAUUCUGUGGCUGUCAUCCAAAACACAGCAAGUAUUUUGGUAUCAUCACCAAACACCCUGACCAAGAGCGCUUUGCCUGUCAUGUGAUGAUGUCAGAGACAACAUUACAUCCUCUGGCUGAGUCUGUAGGGAGGGCAUUCCAGCAGUAUUACAAGGAGCACAUUGGCUACUCCUGUCCCACUGAAGACAUCUUCAUUGAAUAACACCUCUCCCGCAUCCACACUAUGUACUGAAUACUCACUAUGUGCAUGUAAGCCUGGUCUUACACAGCAAACUGGACCACUGAUUUAUCUUUGUCAGAGUACUGCAUGGUGGAUUUCCUUUCUUACCUGCAUCCAGUGAUACAGCGAGCUUUCCCUUUCCUUUGGCCAUGUGCCAACAUUAAUACCUCUAUGGAUGGAUAAGAUCACAUGAAAUGUUCCAUACACUGGGAACAAAUGUAACAUAAACUAACCCAAAUUCAAAGACAAAUAUCUGAUAUUGAUAUAUUUUAUGGUUUAAAAUUACUUGUAUGUAACUACACGUAGAUAUUUGCUGUAAAAUCAUAUAAACAGCCUUCAGGACUAUGAAGUUAAUUUAAGGACAGAAUGUUUAUAGCAUCCAUUUUUUUUAACUUGAACCAGUCAAGUAUCAAAAAACAAGAGUUAUCAGCGAUGUUAGCACAGUAGUACUUUAAGCUACUGUAAAUGCCAAUUUCAGCCUGCUAAGAUGUGCACAAUGACAGUGUUUAGCAGAUCAUGUUUCCCAUGUGAGCAGCUAACAUUUGUUAAUUAGCAAUAGAAACACAAAGUACAGCUGAGGCUAAUGGAAAUGUCAAUAGUUUGCAGGUAUCUGGCCAUAAACCAAACUAGAUUGGGAUCACCAAAGCUGUUGAAUGUCUAAAAGAUUUCAUGUAAGCCUAUAUCAUUUUUGUCAAGAUAUUUGAGUCUGGAAAAAAUGUUGGACCAACUGUAUAUGGAAAGCCCUGCUAUACGGAUAACAAUGAAAACGCUGAACAUUUAUUGGUUGCAGCUUUUAAAAUCAGAGCAUAUGCUGUUUUUCUCUUAUAAAUCAUAUAAUUGGAAAUUGCAUUUUGGGAUUCUUGGUCAGACAAGUUAAACAAUCUAAAGACAUCACAUUAGGCUCUGGGAACUUGACGAUAAGCCUUUGUCAUUAUUUUUGACAUUUCAUAAACUAACUGAUUUGUCAGUAAAGUAAAAAAACAAACAAAUUCAAUCCAAAAAAGGUUCCUUGCAACAAUACUUAAAUCUUUGAUUUGUUGUCAUAUUUGAUGUCACAGCAUGAUGAAUGCACUUAAAUGAAAAUCUAUAUCUGCUUGAGUUCUAGUUUGUAUACAUUAGACAAACUUCAUCAUAGCCCAUUUUUACUUGUAGCGACUGGUUUGUACUCAUAUUGAUGGUCACAAGGUUAAACGAU
Messenger RNA from Perca flavescens (yellow perch), 3784 nucleotides. RefSeq names its product mitogen-activated protein kinase 8 interacting protein 1a (gene mapk8ip1a). NCBI's taxonomy places the organism in Eukaryota, Metazoa, Chordata, Actinopteri, Perciformes, Percidae. The coding region runs from base 1 to 2571 and encodes 856 amino acids. The transcript has 15 exons. The record is from RefSeq and is a predicted model, not a curated record. Gene Ontology annotation, cellular component: cytoplasm. Gene Ontology annotation, biological process: regulation of JNK cascade; JNK cascade. Gene Ontology annotation, molecular function: JUN kinase binding; MAP kinase scaffold activity.